Messenger RNA from Fomitiporia mediterranea MF3/22, 465 nucleotides. RefSeq lists its product as uncharacterized. The record is from RefSeq and is a predicted model, not a curated record. The transcript is spliced from 3 exons. Bases 1 to 465 code for a protein of 154 amino acids. Lineage: Eukaryota; Fungi; Basidiomycota; Agaricomycetes; Hymenochaetales; Hymenochaetaceae.
AUGGCGCUCAUACCGCUGAGUGCUCUUCGCCCCCCGCCACAAGCUCGCCCUCCAUUAUUCUUUCCUUCUCCGUUCUCCACGACCCUUUUUGACGUCAUUUCGACCUCCCCGUCAAGUCAGACGAGGUUAUAUCACUUUUCUCCUCCUUGUUCUUCAUUCUCGCGACAUUCGUUCGGGUCAGUUAUUGGGCUAUUGGCAGAUGCUCUCGAGAAUCGAUUUACACACUCGGACACCUUCUCUUCUGUUUCUUGGGUCAAUCUUCCUCUUUUCGUUUGUCUUAUCUUCGAGAUGUCAACGAUUGUAUACAUUGCGGAAUCCGCAGUCGAGCCACCAUUUUCUGAUGUGGCGCCCCGUCUUCGUCGAAUGCGAGACCCUUUAUCGUUUUCGUUGGCGACACCGCCGGUAUCCAGUAUCCAGAUUCCGGCGACGAAAGACGGAGACGAAGAUGAGAUCAAAGAACCAUAA